Messenger RNA from Linnemannia hyalina, 540 nucleotides. The record is from the annotation of a GenBank genome assembly. Lineage: Eukaryota; Fungi; Mortierellomycota; Mortierellomycetes; Mortierellales; Mortierellaceae.
AUGGGCUCGAUCUUUUCUCGCAUUCUUGGAAGGCUUUGGGGCGAUAAGGAGGUGAGAAUCUUGAUUCUCGGACUGGACGGAGCAGGAAAGACCACUAUCUUGUACAGACUCCAGGUCGGAGAGGUUGUAACAACCAUCCCCACCAUUGGAUUCAACGUUGAGACGGUGCAGUACAAAAAUAUCAAGUUCCAAGUGUGGGAUCUGGGAGGUCAGACAUCGAUCCGCCCAUACUGGAGAUGCUACUACGCCAACACGGAUGCUGUGAUUUACGUCGUCGACUCUGUGGAUCGUGACCGUGUAUCGACUGCCAAGGAGGAGCUGAUGGCCAUGUUGGAGGAGGACGAGCUCAAGGACGCUUCAUUGCUGGUUUUUGCCAACAAGCAGGAUAUGGCCGGCGCCAUGACCGCCGCCGAGGUCUCUGACGCCUUGGGACUCAGCACGUUAAUGAACCGUCAGUGGAGCAUCUACAAGACGAGCGCCGUCAAGGGUGAAGGACUCACAGAUGGCUUGGACUGGCUGAUCAACAUCUUGCAGAAAUAA